AUGAGCAGUUGGUUUAAUAAGCCGGAUCCUAAAGAUCAAAUGCGUGAGAAUAACAAGAAUAUUCGAAGAGCUAAUCGUGAACUGGAAAGCGAUCGGAGAGCACUGGAGCGUCGUGAAAAAGAGCUGGAAAAUGAAAUCAAAAAGUUGGCAAAGCAAGGACAGAAGGAUGCUUGUGCUGUACUCGCAAAACAGCUUGUCCAAUUACGCAAACAGAAGGCGAAGAGUGUUGGAAUGAGCUCCAAGCUCACAGGAAUCGGAGCACAGAACAACCAAAUGUAUAGCAUGAACAAGAUGUCGCAAGUAAUGGGUCAAACAGUUGGCACGAUGAAGACGAUGGAAAAACUCAUGCCAAUGGAGCGAGUGGCAAAGAAUAUGAAAGAAUUCCAAAUGGCUCAAGAGCGCCUUGGUCUCUCAGAAGAGAUGAUGAGUGAUGCCCUCGACAGCAUACUCGAUGAACCCGGUGACGAGGAAGAACAGAAUGCUAUUGUGAACCAGCUAGCCGCUGUACCAAAAGUGCCAACAUCCGUUGGUGCAGAUACCAAACCGAUGUCGGAUAAGGACAUAGAAAACAUGUUAGCUCAACUCAGAGGGUGA
Messenger RNA from Cooperia oncophora, 594 nucleotides. Lineage: Eukaryota; Metazoa; Nematoda; Chromadorea; Rhabditida; Trichostrongylidae. The record is from the annotation of a GenBank genome assembly.